CUCAACGGUCCUCGUAUCAUUGUGCACAUGGGAACGUGAGGCCAUCAAGCUAAACUGAAAGAACAGACACAACAGCUUCCAACCUGACCAUGGGAUAUUACGAAACAAACAUCACUUAUGAUGAGAACUAUAUAGAUGAGGUCUGUAACAAGGAAGGUGUUGUCAAGUUUGGCUCCAUCGCCACCCCUGCCUUCUUCUCUGUGGUGACCAUCCUGAGUCUAGCGGGCAACAUCCUGGUCCUGGCCAUCCUGGCCAAGUACGAGAACCUCAAGUCUCUCACCAACAUCUUCAUUCUCAACUUGGCCCUAUCUGACCUGGUGUUCACCUUUGGUCUGCCCUUCUGGGCAGCCUACCACAUCUGGGGCUGGACCUUUGGCUGGUUCCUCUGCAAGGCUGUGACCUUUGUCUUCUACGCAGGCUUCUACAGCAGCGUUUUGUUCCUGACCAUCAUGACGAUCCACCGCUACCUGGCCGUGGUGCAUCCUCUGUCCGACUACGGCUCCCGGAGGGGCUGCUACGGGGUCACCGUAUCUCUCAUCAUCUGGGCGAUCAGUUUUGGUUUGGCCGUCCCCGCUUUGAUUUUCAGCUCUGUCCAAGAGAAUCCCCACGAGAGAAAAAAACAUUUGCAUUGUGAAUACAGCGUUCCAAUGUGGAGGAAAGUGAGCACAUACCAACAGAACGUCUUCUUCUUGGCUGCUUUUGCAGUUGUGGGUUUCUGCUACGUAAGAAUAUUGGAGGCAAUCUUCAAGUCAAGGUCACACAUGAGGAAUCGAACCGUGAAACUGAUCUUCAGUAUCGUGGCAGUAUUUUUCCUUGGCUGGGCACCUUACAACAUGGUUAUAUUUCUGAGGUUGUUGACCGACAACUCUGUAGCACCUUUCAACGAUUGUGAGGUCAGCAUGAAGCUCGACUAUGGGUUCUACAUGUGUCGACUCAUUGCUUUCUCCCACUGCUGUCUCAACCCUGUCUUCUACGCAUUUGUUGGGAUCAAGUUCAGAAAUCACUUGAAGGUUAUUCUGCAGAGACUUUGCAGUCGCCGAAGCACCGUAGAUUCACAACCGAUGGGAGCGACUCAUGUUCCCUCAAGGGGAUCCAUGUAUUAGUCUGGCUCUUGAAGUUUCAGAGCACCAUGGACUGAGCAGUCCAACCAUGAUCAAUUGUAAAAUGAACCUCUUUGCUUUUUCAAUACAUUUAGAAUGUUACUUUUUAAUAUUUUAUUUCCAUUACUUAUUAUCAUUGUCAUUUUGUCUUGUUCUUUUCAUUCUAUUGUUAGUCCCACUAUUGGUAUUUUAACAAGGGUUAAAAUACUUUGCCUGAUGUAUUUGUAUAACGUAUCAAAAGUACUUUUCAAAUAGUUAUCUGAACCAUUUUUACAGUGUGUGUACUACAGUGGAUAUUAGGAUAGAUACAGAGGAGGACAAAUUCCUAAUUACGUCUUCAAAUAUGGGGAUGUAGAGUAGAUCAAGU
This is a messenger RNA of Oncorhynchus masou masou (cherry salmon), 1467 nucleotides long. RefSeq names its product chemokine XC receptor 1-like. Gene Ontology annotation, biological process: immune response; G protein-coupled receptor signaling pathway; calcium-mediated signaling. The transcript has 2 exons. Gene Ontology annotation, molecular function: C-C chemokine binding; C-C chemokine receptor activity. Gene Ontology annotation, cellular component: membrane; external side of plasma membrane. The record is from RefSeq and is a predicted model, not a curated record. The coding region runs from base 90 to 1103 and encodes 337 amino acids. NCBI's taxonomy places the organism in Eukaryota, Metazoa, Chordata, Actinopteri, Salmoniformes, Salmonidae.